Messenger RNA from Diversispora eburnea, 324 nucleotides. NCBI's taxonomy places the organism in Eukaryota, Fungi, Glomeromycota, Glomeromycetes, Diversisporales, Diversisporaceae. The record is from the annotation of a GenBank genome assembly.
ACUGAAAAACGAUAUGAUACAUUAUCAGUUAUUCGACCUCACGAAACGUUGAAGCAAUGGGUUAUUCGGGUCAGAGUUCCUUUACAAAAGCUAGUCUCUGAGGAAAAAAGAAGCGUUUACCAUGUAUAUGCUCUAUUCCUAGGAUUCGGUAAGGGUAAAUUCAUAGAUCAUGAUUACUACAGACCUAAAAUUCAUAAGGCCAAUAUGGCGAUAUGUCUAAAUUGUAUAAAGCUUAUUUGUAUUGAUAAUGUAAAACUAAUAAAGAAAUUUCAUUAUGCUAGAAGUAGAUAUGUUGAAAUUAUCAAGCCAGAAGACUUGAUGUAG